Messenger RNA from Microdochium trichocladiopsis, 1109 nucleotides. RefSeq lists its product as uncharacterized. The record is from RefSeq and is a predicted model, not a curated record. The transcript has a single exon. The coding region runs from base 150 to 1007 and encodes 285 amino acids. NCBI's taxonomy places the organism in Eukaryota, Fungi, Ascomycota, Sordariomycetes, Xylariales, Microdochiaceae.
AACUCUCUUGGCUGGAAGCACGCAACCGCCGACAACAAUCUCAACAUCUCAUCACAACCAACCACAGCAACGACAGCAAAGGCAGCCAAGUCUUUUCCCAUAUACCCCCCAGACAACUCGGCCAGCCAAUCACCCACAACCACCAACAAAUGAGCACAGGCACAACUACUACUACGACCACAGCAACCACCAUGAUGGACUACUACGACAUCGCCAUGCGCGCCCCCGUCGCAGAGACCUGCUGCUCCGUCAACCCCUGGAAGGCCCGCCUCGCCCUCAACUUCAAGGCCGCCCCCUACAAAACCCACUGGGUCUCUCUCCCCGACAUCCCCAAGACACGCACAUCCCUCGGCGUGGCCCCCUGUCGCAAGCACGCCUCGGGCGCCGAGUACCCCACGCUGCCCGUCCUCAUCGACCACGCCACGGGCUCAAAGAUUGGCGACUCGUUCGAGAUCGCCGUCUACCUGCAGAAGCAAUACCCCACCUCCGGCGCCGGCAACCUCUUCCCCCAGGACGUGUCCGAGAUCGGCUACACCUACGGCCAGGAGCUGGCCCCCUGGAUGCCUCCGCUCUCCGAGCGCAACGAGGAGCCCGAGUAUGACGACUAUUCGCGCUUCAACCGCGAGGUCGACCUCGCCUUCACCACACACGUCGGCCUGAUGGGCUACUUCCUGCCCCUCGAGAACGAGGCCGCGAAAAAAGUGUUCCUCGACCGUGCCGGGUUGCAGUCGUGGGAGCAGAUCGGUGUGCACGGGGAGGUGAGGCAGGGCCUGCUGAACGGCUUCUGGGCCAUGCUGAACGACAUGGCGCGCAUCUUCAAGAGGAGGGACCAGGGGCCGUUCAUCCUGGGCGACCGGGCGACCUAUGCCGACUUGUGUCUCGGCGGGUGGUUGUUCAUGGCCAGCAGGACGCUGCCCAAGGAGGAGUGGGAGCAGGUCAUCACGGGGAACGACCGCGUGUAUGGCAGGCUGUUUGAAACCCUGGGGAAGUGGGCAGAGGUCAAAUAAGCGAGUUUGAAGCAGAAGCAGGAGCAUGGCGUUUUGGUCGGGUGACACACAAAAGUCUGGAAAUCAAAAUUCGAUGCAUUUAUUUGACAAGUUGCUUUUCCG